Tripterygium wilfordii is the source of this 674-nucleotide messenger RNA. RefSeq names its product stigma-specific STIG1-like protein 1. The transcript has a single exon. The record is from RefSeq and is a predicted model, not a curated record. NCBI's taxonomy places the organism in Eukaryota, Viridiplantae, Streptophyta, Magnoliopsida, Celastrales, Celastraceae. The coding region runs from base 143 to 568 and encodes 141 amino acids.
CCCACUAAAGAACAAUUUCCAUGCAAAAGCUUUUACACCUCUAACUAAUUAUUAAUCAAUCUUCCCUAUAAAUAUACCUCUCUAUCUGCUCCCUUUCUCAAUCCAAUCUUCUACCUCUACAUCUCCUCCACAUCUCACAAACAUGAAGUAUAACACUCUUAUAAGGAUAUUGUUACUUGUGUUAGCCAUGUUAGCCAUUGCUCUCCAAGCAUCACCACAUGAUCAACAGCCAUUUCUUGAAGAUGAUGAUGAUACUGCAAGUGGUCAUCAAGAACACAUUUCUCUAGGCCGAUUUCUCCGACAGCGGGUUCCAAUGAAGUGUAACAAAAAUCCUAGGAUUUGCCGUGCUGAGGGAAGUCCUGGACGGGAUUGCUGCAAGAAGAAGUGUGUGAAUGUGAAGACAGACAGACACAAUUGUGGAAUGUGUGGGAAGAAAUGUAAGUACUCUGAGAUAUGCUGCAAGGGCAAGUGUGUUAAGCCCAUGUAUGACAAGAAGCACUGCGGAGGUUGCAACAAUAAGUGCAACAAAGGGAGUGCUUGUGUUUAUGGAAUGUGCAGCUAUGCUUAGAAAAUUGAUCAUCUAGCUUUCUCAAAUUGAAUUUAUUUGUAUUAUGAAUUAAGAUUAUAGGGAUUUUAAUCAUUAAUUUUGUAAUUCUUUUAAAUCUUGUGUUCUA